CAGCCGAGGCCUGCGCAGAUCAUCGGCGUCUUGUAUACAAGGUUGAGACUGAAUGUUGACUCCACGAAUCCGACCCCAACCCCAACUCCAGAACACACAACGCCGCGAGGUGGUUGGCAGAGUGAGGUUUGCGGCAUAUAUGAUGCAAGUCAAGAAACUGUAUGUCCCGGGGGAGGCUUGUUGGAAACGGACAAGGCACCUACCACUUCGGCACGGAUUACAACACAAGUCUUGGUCAUCUUUAGGCCCUUCCUCUUAGUGCUUGUCACAGCAAUGGUGCCACAAGCCCGGCAGAUCAGCAGCCCCGUGGCGGACUGUCCAACCCCUAGUAACCGUCUAGGCGGGGACCUAGAUCGCCAGUGCAGUACGGAGGUGUGA
Messenger RNA from Gaeumannomyces tritici R3-111a-1, 378 nucleotides. RefSeq lists its product as hypothetical. The record is from RefSeq and is a predicted model, not a curated record. Lineage: Eukaryota; Fungi; Ascomycota; Sordariomycetes; Magnaporthales; Magnaporthaceae. The transcript has a single exon. The annotation marks the transcript as partial.